Messenger RNA from Guillardia theta CCMP2712, 768 nucleotides. RefSeq lists its product as hypothetical. The record is from RefSeq and is a predicted model, not a curated record. Lineage: Eukaryota; Cryptophyceae; Pyrenomonadales; Geminigeraceae. The transcript is spliced from 3 exons. The coding region runs from base 1 to 768 and encodes 255 amino acids.
AUGGCGCUUGCGCGUGCAGGAGGAGCGGUGAGAUGGUGGAUGAUGGCGCUCAUGGUAGCCAUCAUUCUGGUUGGAGAUGUUUCAUCGAAGAGUUUUGAGUCAGAUGACGAUGACGCUGAUGAAUGGAGCACAAAAAGUGACCAGCACACCGCUGUUGUCGAUCUGGAGCAUAUGCUAUCUGAGGAAGAUGGGUUUGUAUCAAGAUCAAAACUUACUUACACGGGGCCAAAGUCAGGUUCGCUCAGGACCAAACGGCACGUCAGUGUUCAUGUGCAGCAAGCAAUUCUCUCAAGCGAUGACAUGGUGAAGUUUCAAAAGCUCAUCGACAGUCAUGGCUAUUACAAGUUGCGGGUGCAGUCUGAUGUAAAUGACCCCAACUCAGAAAAAGUGAUGGCUUCUCUACCUGCAUGCCUGCUGGCUGCCUCGAACUUUCAUGAGAUGCUUCGAUUCCAUGUGGAUCAACAUGGCCACAUCAGAAGCAUCUGGUACCAGACGAUGGUGACCGAGUGUCCGCCAAGUAUCAAAUUGAGUGGGGGGAAAUCUCCGAUAGUCACAAGUCUAACAGUUGACAUGGAAUCAAAGGGACCCAAGCUAUCCAUCGAACCAGUAGCAAAGAUCGAGAAGGAAGCACAGGAGAAACAGCAACAGGAUCAGCAGUCUUUCUUCAAGAAAUAUUGGUAUUACAUCAUUGGAGGCGUUCUGAUCAUGAGCCUUCUGUCUGGACCGGAGGACGAUCGAGGCCGGGGAGGAGCACGUGCAGCACGGUAA